Phoenix dactylifera (date palm) is the source of this 5228-nucleotide messenger RNA. NCBI's taxonomy places the organism in Eukaryota, Viridiplantae, Streptophyta, Magnoliopsida, Arecales, Arecaceae. The record is from RefSeq and is a predicted model, not a curated record.
UCUCGGGUUCGUUCCGCACGAGCUUAUGAGCUCCCUGUUUUUAUGCCUCUACGACGGACCUCUCUCUCUCUCUCUCUCUCUCUCUCUCUCUCGGCAUCUACGCAAUGAAGAAAACAGAACGAUGUCCAGCUGCAGCAUCCGAGCGCUCUGGAUCCUCAAUCACAAAGAUGCUGUCUUCUUCUCCAGAUUUUAUUCCUUUUUACCAGGAGAUUUCCGGUGGUGGAGAGACGUGGCGAUUGGCUUGUUAAAAAGAGAAUGAGAGCUCCGCCGCGUUGAAUCUUGGGUAAUCCGUGCAACCUUUUCUGCCGACGGAUGCCGGGUCGGCUUCCGCUUUCGUUGAGAGCAAGAAAAGACUGCUGGAGUUUCUUCAUGUUAUGAACUAUGGAGCUAGAGGGCUAUAUUACUAGGAGACAGGAGGUAAAAUGGGAAAUGCUGCAGGAAAAAACAUGUAGGUCUCUUUUAAAGUUGUUGGUGGUUUGCUGUCAGGAAUGUUAAUUGUUCCAAAUCUGCAAGUCUCUGGCAAGACUUGAAUUUGCAAUUUCUCUCGUCCGAGAAAUUUCUGUGAUGUGCAGGCAAGCAUUUAUCCAGCUUUAAAGCACCAGUAGAGUUCUCUAUGCAGGCUUCCUCUGGGGACUAUAUAUUGUGGAAUACUUUGGGAAGAUAUCCUUCCUGAAUGUUCAGUGAUUCUGGGAUUUGUUUUCAAUCUCUACGCCUACAAGUAUCGAUUUGUUUAUGUGUAGAAUUUGUUCUAAAUGAGGGAAAUAUUACACAAUGCAAUCAUUGUUUACGGGAUCGGUGGUGAGGGAGGUAUCAUUUCAUGUACCAUAAGGUCCAUAACUUAGCAGUUUAAUCUCAUUUUGCCGAGAUCAUUCUUCAGCCAGGUGGAGCCAUUUGUUUUCCAGAAAUCAUCUUAAAAGCCAACAAGCUCUCUUUCCGUUCAUUAUUUAUAAGAAAUAUUUUUCUAUUAUUCUUUGUGUGCUCCAAUGUGCUAUUUUGGUGUGGCAUUGGUAUUUGGAUGUCAUUUGCAUAGUAUUUGCUCCCACAUGUACAUGCGCUGUAUGGACUUUUUAAGCAUUGUUAUUAUUUUUGUGUUUUUGUUUCUCAACAAAUUGGUGAAAUACCACAUAGAGAUUGAUUUUAUUUUUUUUUUAAAUUGAAGUGCAAUGGUUACAUGGAGAUUGAUAUUGAAGAUAGCAUUCAUAGUUUGUUUUCAUUUUAGCUCUUUUUGAAAGCAAUACAUUUUUCCUUCCAAAAGUUCUAAAGAAUUUACAACUAUUUUUAAAAUCAGAAGUGUAUCAUCAUGCAUGCUGGUUGGUCCUAGAUCAUUUUUUUGUUGAGUUCUUGAAAUCAAAAGCAGAAGCAAACGGAUCCUAGCAUAUUCAUUUUGUUUGUUUGUUCAAGAGGAAUCGUUGGUAGUGUUGAAGUGGUUAUUGUUGCAAGACUGUUCUUUGAUGUUUAAUGAGUUAUGUGGAGCAAUGCUAGACAAAACAAAAGCCUGCAACUUAAUUAAGCAGGGUUGCCUGCCCAGAAUUCCCUCACCUCAUUAUCAAAAAAGAUUUGCUCACCUCCAACUAGGGUUUUAUCGGUCUCAAGCACUGUUUCAUAAGGUCUAUUCAUUGUUAGGCCAUAGUUCAUCAAAUAAAUUUUGAUGACUCUCACUACAUAAUGUCCGAGUAUAAUGUUAAGUAUGAUUUGGGUGCUCGGUUAAGCUUAGUGGCCAUCCUUUUCCAGCAUUGUGAAUUGGAUGGGUGUGAUGGAGAGUGCCAUGUAGAGAGUGCAUGGGUUAGAGUCCUUAAUUAAAUAGAAAUUGUGACCGAGUGGAUAUUUACAUGAACUCCUUGAUUCUUUCUCGUCCGCUUAGAUUUUUAUGUUACCCUCUUUUUUUUUUUAAUAAUUCAUGCUUCUUUUCAUAGUGCUCUCUUGUACUUUUCGUAUUGUUAAUAUUUAUUGUUACAAAUUAUUCCAUACAUGAUUGUUACAUCUUAGGGUUAAUAUGACAUUUUUUUAACAAGCCAGUAGGUUUUCUUACUACUUAAUUUGCAUCAAUCUUUAUUUAAAACAAGCAUAAUUCAACGCAUUUGUUGUUAAUAAAUUGACCAGCCUUUCAAUAAAUCAUUUUUAGACAUAUUUGAUUUUUUUAAAAAUCAUAUUUAAUUUUACUUCUGAUAUGAAUAAACAAAACAGUUAAUUUCCUGAGCUUUUAGAUUCACAUAUAUUAUAUUUAUCAAGUUUUGAUCUUUGCAGACUAUUAAGCUUGUCAUGGACAUUUAAAUUGUCCAACUAUACAAAAUUUACAGUGUUUUGAACGAAUCUUACUCUGCUUCCUUGUUAUUUUUUCACUAUUUUUAUUCCUUGACAGGUUUUCACCUUUGUAUCGAUCUAUUUGCCCAAGUUAAUAAACCUAAUCCUGUCGAACCGGGUCCAGCCUUUGUUCGGACCGAAACGUCGAACCGCCUUCCAUCCUUUCUUUUUAUAAAGAAUAUCUGUCGCAAAGCCAAUGGGUGAUACCUCCUCACCUUUCCUCUUGCUUCUCUCUCUCCCUAUUGCUUCUCUUAUCGCCGACCUAAUACCACCGCCGCCGCCCCGACCGCCGCCAUGGGGAGGAAGCCGGCCUCCGACGACCGCUCCUCUGCUGCCCCCUCUUCGAAGCCCUCGAAGUCCUCCGCCGCCGGCGGCAAGAAGGAGAAGCUCUCGGUCUCCGCCAUGCUCGCCAGCAUGGACAAGCCCAAGCCCUCCUCCUCCGCCGCCGUCUCCAAGAAAUCCAAGCCGAAACCCAACCGCAACUCCUACAUGGAUGAGCUCGAUUUGCCCCCCACAGACGAUGAUGACGUCGAUGAAUCCGAUCUCGCCGACGCCGAUGAGAUCCCAAAGGCCAAGACACGUUCCGCCGUUACCGAGCUCACCGCCGCCACGCUUUCCGACAAGGAGGUCAAGAAGCGGGGGAAGAAGGAGCAGAUCGCUGCGGCCAACGCCGAGCACGCCCGUAAGGAGGCCCUCAAGGAUGACAAAGACGUGUUCAACGUGGUCAUCGGCACCCGCGCCUCCGCUCUCGAUACCGACGGCCAGGACGCCGCCGCCGAUGCCAACGUUCGGGAUGUUUCGAUCGAAAACUUCACGGUGUCGGCCGCGGGCAAGGAGCUGCUCAAGAACGCCUCCUUGAAGAUCUCCCACGGCAAGCGCUACGGCCUUGUCGGUCCCAACGGCAAGGGCAAGUCCACCCUCCUGAAGCUUCUCGCAUGGCGGAAGAUCCCCGUCCCCCGGAACAUCGAUGUGCUUCUCGUCGAGCAGGAGGUGGUCGGUGAUGACCGGACUGCCCUCGAGGCCGUGGUCUCUGCCAACGAAGAGCUCGUCAGGCUCCGCGAGGAGGUGGCCACCCUGUCUGAGAGGACAGAAGGGGAUGAGGACGAUGACGAUGGCGAGCGGCUUGCAGAAUUGUACGAAAGAUUGCAGCUUUUGGGCUCUGAUGCUGCUGAGGCUCAGGCGUCCAAGAUAUUGGCAGGUCUGGGGUUCACCAAGGAGAUGCAGGUUCGCCCCACCCGGUCGUUCAGCGGAGGAUGGAGGAUGAGGAUCUCUUUGGCUCGAGCCCUCUUCAUGCAGCCGACCUUGUUGUUGCUCGACGAGCCGACCAACCACCUUGAUCUCAGGGCGGUGCUUUGGCUCGAGGAGUACCUGUGCCGGUGGAAGAAGACGCUCGUGGUGGUCUCCCAUGACCGCGACUUCCUUAACAGUGUCUGCAGUGAAAUCAUCCACCUUCAUGAGAUGAAGCUUCAUAUCUACCGUGGGAACUUCGAUGACUUCGAGAGCGGCUACGAGCAGAAGCGCAAGGAGGUGAACAAGAAGUUUGAGACAUACGACAAGCAGAGGAAGGCGGCGCAGAGGAGCGGAAGCAAGGCGCAGCAGGACAAGGUCAAGGAGCGAGCCAAGUUUGUUGCUUCCAAGGAAGCUUCAAAGAGCAAGGGGAAGGGUAAGGUAGAUGAUGACGAUGACCUGCCGCAGGACGUCCCCCAGAAGUGGAAGGACUACACUGUUCAGUUCAGCUUCCCUGAGCCUACCGAGCUCACACCUCCCCUCUUGCAGCUCAUCGAGGUGAGCUUCAGUUACCCCAACAGGGAGGAUUUCAGGCUUUCGAAUGUUGACGUCGGCAUCGACAUGGGAACGAGGGUUGCCAUUGUGGGUCCUAAUGGAGCCGGGAAGUCGACACUCUUGAAUUUGCUUGCAGGAGACUUGGUGCCCACCGAGGGCGAGGUGCGCAGGAGCCAAAAACUGAGGAUUGGGAGGUAUUCCCAACAUUUUGUGGAUCUCUUGACAAUGGAAGAGAACCCAGUUCGGUAUCUCCUCCGUCUUCAUCCGGACCAGGAAGGAUUCAGCAAGCAAGAGGCCGUUCGUGCGAAGCUUGGCAAGUUUGGACUGCCGAGCCACAAUCACCUUACCCCUAUUGCCAAACUCUCUGGUGGUCAGAAGGCCCGAGUCGUCUUUACUUCGAUUUCUAUGUCCAAGCCUCAUAUUCUAUUGCUGGAUGAGCCCACAAAUCAUCUAGAUAUGCAGAGUAUCGAUGCUUUGGCUGAAGCACUGGAGCAGUUCACUGGUGGGGUUGUCUUGGUGAGCCACGACUCACGGCUGAUAUCUCGCGUCUGUGAGGAUGAAGAGAAGAGCGAGAUAUGGAUCGUGGAAGAAGGCACUGUGACGAAAUACCCAGGUACCUUUGAAGACUACAAGGACGACCUGGUAAGAGAAAUCAAGGCAGAGGUAGACGAAUGAAGCUGUGCACCCAAGUGAGUUUAUCUACUGUUUUGUUAUACAAUAGAGUUAUUUCUGGCUUUGAAGAGUGUUUCUGUAUAGACAUUGCCUCUGGUGUUUUGAGUCUCUCCUUAUAGACAUCGGUAAAAGCUCAAUAAGUUUCUGUGCGAGAUCUUGAACUUUGCACUGCAAAGCGGAACUACUAUUUUAUGAGCUCUAUUUGCUGCUGCAGUAUGCGGAAGAGUUACAUGCUUGUUGGUUGUUUUCUUUUUCUGAUCAUUGGCAUGCUGAAUGAUGGCCCUAAUCGUGCCUCACAACUCACUUCUGAUUGCUUGCAAGUAAAAGGUUGCAGCAACUGGAUUGUUAUUACUUGUUGGAAUCUGCAUGUUUUGGAAACUAUGUACCAUGCGCAAGAGAACUUCCCAUUUCAGAAAGCAAGUCCUUGUUGAUUCAUUCGAUCAUAUGUUCUUGAUGAAAUCCCAAAGUUUGUA